Messenger RNA from Acomys russatus (golden spiny mouse), 768 nucleotides. Its product is annotated as glutathione S-transferase P. Gene Ontology annotation, molecular function: glutathione transferase activity. Gene Ontology annotation, cellular component: cytosol. The transcript is spliced from 7 exons. NCBI's taxonomy places the organism in Eukaryota, Metazoa, Chordata, Mammalia, Rodentia, Muridae. Bases 104 to 736 code for a protein of 210 amino acids. The record is from RefSeq and is a predicted model, not a curated record. Gene Ontology annotation, biological process: glutathione metabolic process.
AGCCCCUUAUAAGGCUGGAGGCCCUUGAAGCCUGUGCUCGCCUCGGCGUCCUGGGUCCUUCGUCGGCUACGCAGCUCUGGGUCCGCGCCUCUACGCAGCAGCCAUGCCGCCGUACACCAUUGUCUACUUCCCGGUUCGAGGGCGCUGUGAGGCCAUGCGCAUGCUGCUGGCUGACCAGGGCCAGAGCUGGAAGGAGGAAGUGGUGACCAAAGAUACCUGGAUGCAGGGCUCGCUCAAGUCCAGCUGUCUAUACGGACAGCUCCCCAAGUUUGAGGAUGGAGACCUAAACCUGUACCAGUCCAAUGCCAUCUUGAGGCACUUGGGCCGCUCCUUCGGGCUUUAUGGGAAGGAUCAGAGGGAGGCCUCCCUGGUGGAUAUGGUGAAUGAUGGGGUGGAAGACCUUCGCUGCAAAUAUGUCACCCUCAUCUACACCAAAUACGAGGAUGGUAAGGAUGACUAUGUGAAGGCCCUGCCUGGGCACCUCAAGCCUUUUGAGACCUUGCUGUCCCAGAACCAGGGAGGCAAAGCCUUCAUCGUGGGUGACCAGAUCUCCUUUGCCGAUUACAACUUGCUGGACCUGCUGCUGAUCCACCAGGUCCUGGCCCCUGGCUGCCUGGACAGCUUCCCUCUGCUCUCGGCCUAUGUGGCCCGUCUCAGUGCCCGGCCCAAGAUCAAGGCCUUUCUGUCCUCCCCCGACCAUGUGAACCGUCCCAUCAAUGGCAAUGGCAAACAGUAGUGAACGGAGGAGACAGAAGCUGUUUGUACUUC